AUGAAGUUCGGCAAGCAGAUCCAGCGCCGCCAGCUCGACCUGCCCGAGUACGCCGCCAGCUUCUUCAACUACAAGGCCCUCAAGAAGCUCAUCAAGCAGCUCAGCGCGACGCCCACCAUCCCGGCCCAGGGCACAGUGCUCGACCAGACCGGCGACGUGCUCGAUGCCCAGGCGGCCCUGCGCGCGAACAAGGAGGUCUUCUUCUUCCGCCUCGAGCGCGAGAUCGAGAAGGUCAACGUCUUCUAUCUGCAGAAGGAAGCCGAGUUCUCGCUGCGGCUCAAGACCCUGCUCGACAAGCAGCGGGUCAUCCAGUCGCGCCGGACGGUGUCCAAUUCAAAGGCCCCGGCCAACUUUGUCGCGCUCAUCGAGGGCUUUCAGCAGUUCGAUGGAGACCUCAACAAGCUCCAGUGGGAUAAAACGUCCAAGUCCCGGACAAAAGAACUCUACCUGCAGCGCGCCGUCGAGGUCCAGCCGUGCUUCAACCGGGAAGUCCUCCGCGACCUCUCAGACCGCGCAACGACGGCCAGACUCGAGCUCGAGGCUUGGGCCGAAGGUGAAAACAUCCAGUUCAACGCUCCUCGCUCCACGGACAGGCCCGCCAGCAUCGCCGAAGAAGACGACAGCGACCUACACAUCCUCAACUCGGCCGCCGUGACGGGAAACCUCCAGCCGCUGCGGGACUGGCUCAGCAAGAUCCAGCUCUCCCCAGACGCCGCCGACCAUCUCACCCGCAUCUUCCUCACGGCCGUCAACGAGUACCCGGACGAGGUCCUCACCCUGCUGCUCGAAACUAACCUCGUAGAUGUGCAUGCGGAGGAUGACAUCAACGAGCGCAACUGUCUCCAUGAAGCCGUCAUCUCGGGCCGUCAGUUCGUCUUUGACGCCGCCCUCGAGCGUGGCGUCGAUAUCUCGCACUCUGACGUCUACGGGAGAAUACCGCUGCACUACGCCUGUAUGCAUGGGCGAGUCGGCAUGGUGCAUGCCCUACUUGAAAAGGGCCUCGCUACCAUCGACCUCACCGACCACGAUAACUUCACCCCUCUCAUCCACAGCAUCAUCAAGGACCAGGUCUCCUGCGUCGAGCAGCUGCUCUCACAUAACGCGCGUAUCAACCCGGCCUCGGAGUCGGAUCAUAUACCGCUCAACCUGGCCUGUCAGCAUGCCUCCCUGGCCGUCAUCAAGAUCCUCCUCGAACGAGAUGCAAAGUUCCUGCCAGACGCAGAGGGUCUAUACCCGCAACAUCUCGUUGCUCGCUCCUGUCGUUCUUCCUCUGUCCUCUUACUGCUCAAGGGCCACGGUGCAGACCUCGACCAGCGAGAUAAGCUGUAUCAGUGGACUCCGCUCUUCCACGCCGCGGCCGAGGGGUGUGUGGGAUGUCUGCGUACGCUGCUAGACUGCGGUGUAGAUGCGGAUGCUCUGGACGAAAAAGGCUUGCCGGCCAUGUACUACGCAGUCUGGGAGGGUCAUCUCGAAUGCAUGAACCUGCUCUGGUCCCAGCGGACCUCUCGUCCGAUCCAUGGACACACUCCGCUCGACGUCCUCAAUGGGCCCAGAUACCGUGAUGCCAUGACAGCUACUUUGACUCCCAAAAGCGACGAGAAGAAGGAUAUCCCGGCUCUAGAGGUCGACGGCAUACCCGACCUCUCCUUGCCUCCGCCCAUCAUCCCGCUCCGUCACUACGGCCACAACUUCCUAGACAACAAGACCUUCGUCCAGAUCCAUUUCAACCCGCCCUCCGCAGACCCCAUCGUCUUCUACCAAACAGGCCGCUACGCCGCCGCACGACUAACCAUCUCCUCCAAAAUGACGGACCUGAUCCCUCGAAACGUCAUGCUCCCGCUCCAAGAAGACUCCCGCUUCAUCUCCUUCCACAUCGACAAGCUGGAAAACUUUGCCAUCGACUUUGAAAUCUUCCCAACCUUUGGAUCAAAAGUCAUCGCCAAGACAGUCGCCCUGCCAGACGUCUUUGAGAACAACGGCAGAAGUUCAGGCCACUGCUGUCUUCCCGUCUUUGAUCCCCGGCUGAGAGCCAUCGGUGAAAUCCGCUUCAACUUCCAGGUCAUCAAGCCGUAUUACGGGGAUCCGUUGGAAAUCACCCAUUUUGCUACCUACUGGAAAGCCACCAGUGCCUUUGACGCCGAACAUAACGGACAAGUCACCGGCUCUAGUCUGUCGGGCGACUAUGUGCAGAUAUUCGUACAGAUGACCAGAGAUCUAGUGCCGGUGCUUUAUCCAGAGUUCACAAUCAUGCAUCAUGGCGUACGCAUACCCAUCUCGCAUCUAUCCAUCGACGAGUUCAGGGCCAUCGGCCUCCAACAUCCUCCAACAAACCCCUACCCAUCCAACUCCAACUCCAGCUCCAACUCUACCAGCUCCCUCCUCCCUUCCCUCGCCGCAAUGUCCAUAACCGACAUCCCCACCGCCCACCGCCUCCUCGCCACGUCCUUCCUAACCCUCGAAGAAGUCCUCCUCCACCUACCCACCUCCAUCCAUGUAAACCUAUGUAUCCUCUACCCAUCCCCGGCCGAGCAGAAAGAACUCGACCUCCGCCUUACCUUCAACAUCAACAACUUUGCCGACGCCGUUCUCACACGCGUGUUUAAUCAUGCCCGUGCCUCCAGACUGGCCACCCCAGAUUUCAUGAGGUCGGUGGUCUUCACAAGCUACAAUGUAGGAAUAUGCGUGGCUUUGAAUUGGAAACAGCCAAAUUAUCCCGUCUUACUCUGCAACGAUCUCGGCCAAGCCCGAGAUUCCGGCAGCGGUUCCCGUUCCGCAUCCUCGUCUCCGCCCUCUUCAUCUCCGGCAAUCCAAUACAGCGGCCGCGCAUCCCUAUCCAUCAAGGAAUCCGCCCGUAUCGCUCAAAGUAAUAACCUCAUGGGCCUAAUGUGCCGAUCAAGCCUUCUCAACGUAAUGCCUUCUCUCGCCGAAUCGAUAAAAGAGCUCGGCCUCGUGCUAGUAGCAGAUACAUCAGACGACAGCGCCGAGCGGCGUCAACAGCAACAGAACGCAGGCUCAAACUCGACAUCACGCACUGGCUUCGCAGGUGCAAAUGAUACCCUCUUCCGCAUGCCCGGUAACGUCAAUGGGGUCAUGCGUGAAACCGGCGUGUUACGAUUUAACGACUCAAUUGAUAUGUGA
Messenger RNA from Arthroderma uncinatum, 3138 nucleotides. RefSeq names its product ankyrin repeat protein nuc-2. The transcript has 6 exons. Gene Ontology annotation, molecular function: phosphoric diester hydrolase activity; protein binding. The coding region runs from base 1 to 3138 and encodes 1045 amino acids. Gene Ontology annotation, biological process: lipid metabolic process. NCBI's taxonomy places the organism in Eukaryota, Fungi, Ascomycota, Eurotiomycetes, Onygenales, Arthrodermataceae. The record is from RefSeq and is a predicted model, not a curated record.